This is a messenger RNA of Prosopis cineraria, 2439 nucleotides long. RefSeq lists its product as uncharacterized. Gene Ontology annotation, biological process: positive regulation of ERAD pathway. The record is from RefSeq and is a predicted model, not a curated record. The coding region runs from base 461 to 1957 and encodes 498 amino acids. The transcript is spliced from 9 exons. Gene Ontology annotation, molecular function: ubiquitin protein ligase activity. Lineage: Eukaryota; Viridiplantae; Streptophyta; Magnoliopsida; Fabales; Fabaceae.
CGGCUGGAAUGGCGAAACCCAAGAAAAGAACCUCUGAAAAUGUCUGUUUGAACGCGUUUCCAUUUCCUAGUCUUCCACCUCGCCACGGGACCUUGAUUUUUUCCACGCUUCUUCUCUUCCCCCUCUCUCUCUCACGCGCUCACACACGGCUCGAACCUCGAAGCUUAUUAAAGACAAGAAAAGGAUCGGCAUGGUAUCAGCUCCCUCGCUUUGACUCUGCUCCUUCGUCUUCCGCCACUUUCGAAAUUUAACUCGGUUUCACAGUUUCAGACCGUCGCGGCUGAUUUUUAUUCUUUCAUUGUUUUUGGCUUAAUCUCUAGAGGUUUUUUUUUUUAAAAAAAGAUAUUUGGUUCGUGUUACAUCCGGGAGAAAAACACCACAGUUUAGUACAGUGCAAAGAAUAAGAAAGAUCAAUCACCAAGUAAAGUGAACAUUAGGCUUUUAAUUUUGCGUCUAAAAGAUGGGAACAUCAGGGCUUGAUGAUAUAGACCGGCACGCCGUUUCUUCGUCAUCGUCAUCUGCCGGGGUUGUAAAUACGACUGAUGGAAACAGCACUGCCAGUUCUGUAAGUGGAACGUGGUAUGGAGUGCGGUUGCCUUCUCCAUUGUCCGUUUUACUGGAAUACUCUGGCCGUCUCCGCUCGAGCUCUUCAAUUGGCUAUUAUGAGUCUGUGAUUGACAACAACGAAGUUGCUGCUUCUGAAUUACGACCUGACCGUCAAACCUCUUCGUUGGAUUCUAGUGCUGCAACCGUUUGUAGUGGCCGCAGCGAUAGGUGUUCAGGGGAAGUUGCGAUACGAAUUGGUGGAGCAGUUGAACAGAAUCACGAUGCAGGGUUGGGUUGGGUUUCUUCGUCGUCUCAAAAUCAGUCUGUAGACGAUGAUUUGAUGGGAAAUGAAGGUGGAAUGCCUGUGCUGGACGAGGAUGCUGAUGGUAGCAAUGGAAUUACGGCUGGUGAGAGAACUCCUCUUGUGUCCUCAUCAUCGUCUCUAGCAGGUAGUACUAGUGGGCAGGAAGACACUGGUUCUGGGAAUGGCCCCGAAAGUAACCUUCGGGAUUUAUCGUCUCACGAAAGUUAUAAUUUUCAGCAACUUGCUAAAUGGCUCGAACAGGUUCUUCCUUUCUCGCUGUUGUUGUUGGUUGUGUUCAUUCGCCAGCAUUUGCAAGGUUUCAUCGUCACAAUUUGGAUUUCAAUCGUGAUGUUCAAGUCAAAUGAAAUGGUUAAGAAGCAGACAGCUCUAAAGGGAGAUAGGAAAGUCUCAGCUCUUAUCAGUAUGUCAUUUCUCUUCAUGAGCCAUGUGAUAGGCGUUUACUGGUGGUACCAAGAUGAUGAUCUUUUGUGCCCACCACUCUUCUUGCUUCCUCCAAAAACCACACCUCAUUUCUGGCAUGCAAUAUUCAUCGUUCUGGUUAACGACAUGCUUGUGCGGCAAGCGGCAAUGUCUUUGAAGUGUUUGCUACUUAUAUAUUUCAAAAAUGACAGAGGUCACAGCUUCCGUCUGCAGGCUCAAAUAUUAACUCUGGUUGAGCACACAAUGCUGCUGUACCGUACCUUGUUGCCAGCACCUGUUUGGUACCGAUUUUUCUUAAACAGGGAAUAUGGAAGUCUCUUUUCAUCGCUGACCACAGGGUUGUACCUAACUUUCAAGUUAACAUCUAUUGUUGAGAAGGUCCAAUGCUUCUUUUCUGCAUUAAAAGCAUUGUCAGGCAAGGAUAUUCUUUAUGGUGUUUAUGCUACAAAGGAACAGGUAAAUGCCGCGGGUGACCUUUGUGCUAUAUGCCAGGAGAAGAUGCGUGGUCCUAUCCUGUUGCGCUGUAAACACAUUUUCUGUGAGGAGUGUGUGUCAGAAUGGCUUGACAGAGAAAGAACUUGUCCACUAUGCCGGGCAUUGGUGAAGGCUGGUGAUAUUCGGUCUUUCGGUGAUGGAUCAACAAGCCUGUUUUUCCAGCUAUGUUAAAGCCAAGUUCUUUGAGUUGGAGCAAUCACAUUGAGCUAUCAUUUCCUGAAAAUCUUGAAGAAACUGUACUCUGAUCGGCUGAUUUACCUGAAGAGCUUCAAGUAAAGCAUCAAACAUCGAUGGCUUCAUCACUCGUUCCUGUGUUCUGUUCAGAUUUGGGCUUCACUUUAGCUGCCAGACGCUGAGACAAUGGGGAAUCCACUUGAUUAUAUUUCUCAUAUGUCAAUUAUUCUGAUGAACACAAAUUUUGUUCAUCAUGUUAGACGCUUGUUAAAUUCAUGCCCCUUCUUUUCUUUUUUUUCUUCUUUUCUUCUCUGUAUUUUUAGGUGCCAGUCAUCUGGUCCAUCUUUAUCCUUCGUGUUAUUGAAUAUCCUUCACAAUAUGCUGUGCAAAUUUGUGAAUCGUGUCAUUCUUCCACUUGUUCUGCCACUGCAAGCAAUUACAAGACAUUAUUUAGAUGGGUGAACAGUUAUAGUUUACAA